Ctenocephalides felis (cat flea) is the source of this 1302-nucleotide messenger RNA. RefSeq names its product tyramine beta-hydroxylase-like. Gene Ontology annotation, biological process: octopamine biosynthetic process; dopamine catabolic process; norepinephrine biosynthetic process. Gene Ontology annotation, cellular component: secretory granule membrane. Lineage: Eukaryota; Metazoa; Arthropoda; Insecta; Siphonaptera; Pulicidae. Gene Ontology annotation, molecular function: copper ion binding; dopamine beta-monooxygenase activity. The transcript has 9 exons. The record is from RefSeq and is a predicted model, not a curated record. The annotation marks the transcript as partial.
AUGUACUCUCCGGGAAAAGUAUAUAAAUAUGCAAAAGCUCAUGAAAUCGCAUUGGAUUCUUCUGGUUCUUUACACUUAUUAUGGGCUGUGAGACAGCAACAUUUGAUAUACUUCGAGGUAACACCUCCUUCAGAAUAUCCUGAUUCCUGGAUAGCUGUAGGAUUCUCCGAUAGAGGUGACUUAACCAACGCGGAUUAUUGCUUUAUGUGGACUGAUUACAAUGGAAAACUUAGAAUUCAAGACACUUGGUCAGAUGAACAUGGAAUUUUACAUGUGGACUAUCAACAAGAUUGUUUUCCUGUGCGAAACAGCAAUGGAUAUAUAAGAUGGAAACGCCAUUUGAAUACUUGCGAUAUUCAGGAUUACGAUUACACCAUAGAUGGUGGUACCACCCAUAUAGUCUGGGCCAGAGGUAGGGGUCUAAUUUUAAGCCCAUCAGGGAUAAAUGUGACUGAAGCGAAAUCAACAGAUCGAGGUAUGGUACGCGCCCAAUUGCUUAGAGCAGAUGUUCCACCAGGACCACCAGCUGAUGCCGAAAACUUAGAAGUGAAAGCUUCUAAAGUGAAAGUUCCUGCAGAUGAAACGACGUACUGGUGCCAUGUACAAAAAUUACCGGCCAGUUUGACUAGGAAACAUCACGUUGUGGAGUUCGAAGCCGUAAUUCAGAAAGGUAACGAAGGAUUGGUGCAUCAUAUGGAAGUUUUUCACUGCGAGGCACCGCCAGAUCAGGAUAUUCCUUUAUAUGUAGGACCCUGUCAAGCAGACGACAGACCUGCUGAAACACAAGUUUGCAAAAAAGUCAUCGCCGCGUGGGCAAUGGGCGCCGGACCAUUCGUUUAUCCCGAAGAAGCAGGUCUCCCAAUUGGUGGCAGUAAUUUCAGUCUGUACGUAAUGUUGGAGGUACAUUAUAACAACCCUGAACUCAGAGGAGAUUACGUUGAUAGCAGCGGCAUGAGGUUAUGGGUUACGACAAACAUGCGACCUUUAAAUGCAGCUGUUAUGGAACUCGGUCUAGAAUAUACCGACAAAAUGGCAAUUCCUCCAGGUCAAAAGGAGUUUGCUUUGUCAGGAUACUGCGUAUCUGGUUGUACUAAAAUUAGCUUACCUGCGGAAGGUAUAACGGUGUUCGGUUCCCAAUUGCAUACACAUCUGACCGGAGUUUGGGUGAAAACCAGGCACAUCCGGAAUGGACAGGAAUUGCCGGAACUCAAUGCUGAUGCGCACUACAGUACACACUUUCAAGAAAUUAGAAGACUCAAACGACUAGUGAAUAUUAAACCGGAUGCAAUAAUUUCAACAAAA